AAACAUGACCAAGCCCAUAAACAAAUAUUAUCUUCACUCUAAGAAAACACUCCGUUCAUAGUCCCUUUUGGUCUGCAUAAAUGGACUGGAAUUCCUAACCAAAAACCAAAAAACACAAUUCACACUGAAACUUACUUCUCAUCUCUAAAUUUGGGCUGUUUUUGCCAUCCAACAAUUUCACAUUGUGCCCAAAAAUGGCAGUGGUGAGAACACUAGUGAGCUUGGCUGUUACAGCCAUGCUGCUCUUCAGUGUAGCCAUGGCAACAAACUACACCGUUGGAGGUCCCAACGGCGGCUGGGAUAUGAGCACCAACGUCCAAUCAUGGGCUUCAUCACAAUCUUUCUCUGUUGGAGACGAUUUGCUUUUCCAGUACAUGCCAAACCACAAUGUGCUUGAAGUUACAAAGGCAGACCAUGACUCCUGCCAGACAAGUAACCCAAUUCAGACCUACAGUGGCGGUAACACGGUCGUCCCUCUCACUUCUCCAGGAAAGAGAUACUUCAUCUGUGGAUCUAUGGGGCAUUGUAGCCAAGGAAUGAAGGUUGAGGUCGACACACUUGCUUCCCAAGCAAGUCCUCCAUCGAUAGCAACUCCUCCUAACCCAUCAAUCGCUUCACCAUUCCCACCACCUGAAAGUGAAACUCAACCAACUAUGAGUUCACCAAUUCCUGCUCCGACAACGUCUCCUCUCUCACCUGUGAGCAGUCUCGCAUCACCCUAUCAUGUUCCUUCAACAGAACCUCUUGCAAACUCUCCUCCAAAUGGCUUUGCACCGCCGCAUCCCUCAUCAUCAGCUACCAAAAUCAAUACCCUUGUCGGGUAUUCAGUCGGAUUUAGUUUUGCCGUGGCCAUACUAUUGACCCUGUGAGCCUCUGAGUGAGAGAGAGAGAGAGAGAGAGAGAGAGAGAGAGAUCUAUAUUGUGUUCAGGUCUAUGUACGGUGUUGUGUUCAGGACCAUGUCAUGUUCAUUUCUUUUUUUCUGAAUUUGUUUCUUUGUCAAUCCCUUCUUAGAUGAUGAUGACUCCAGGUUUCUUUGUUCACAUA
Messenger RNA from Camellia sinensis, 1045 nucleotides. RefSeq names its product uclacyanin 1. The record is from RefSeq and is a predicted model, not a curated record. Gene Ontology annotation, molecular function: electron transfer activity. Gene Ontology annotation, cellular component: plasma membrane. Lineage: Eukaryota; Viridiplantae; Streptophyta; Magnoliopsida; Ericales; Theaceae.